Molecule: messenger RNA, 5679 nt
Organism: Acipenser ruthenus (sterlet)
Lineage: Eukaryota; Metazoa; Chordata; Actinopteri; Acipenseriformes; Acipenseridae
Product: A disintegrin and metalloproteinase with thrombospondin motifs 15-like
Exons: 8
Coding region: 218-3076 (952 amino acids)
Biological process (GO): extracellular matrix organization; proteolysis
Molecular function (GO): metalloendopeptidase activity; zinc ion binding
Source: RefSeq, a predicted model, not a curated record
UACACAUGACACAAAUGUAUAAAACCCGCAGAAAGAGAGCCAUCUCUGCAGACAGGUAGAAGAUGGGAAUUGACCAAAGGCUGGGAUCUUUACACUGAAGGACGCACAGUUUCAGACAUUGUCUUGGAUUACUACAUGCAUUCAUUUUCUCAAUCACCAGUGCUAGCACACUGAACCUGCACACCAAGCGACACUUGCAGCCCUCUCGAGUUCAACAAUGGUACUGAUGAUCAUCAGAACCCUUACAAUUCUUUGGAAUGUUUUAUUGUUAUUUACCGAGAUUAGCUCUUCCAUGGAAAGUGAGAUUUUUACUCCCGUGAGAUUGGAUCAUCCUAAUCCCGUAAAACACAAUUUUGUAAGCAGCACAGACGAAGCAAUCCACCGCAGAGUUGCUUUUAAAAUAAGCGCAUUUAAUCAGGAUUUCUAUCUCAGCCUGAUGCCUGAUUCCAGUUUCCUUGCGCCUUCUUUUUCCAUGCAGAUGGUCGGUGCCUCUCCACACCCAGUGACUAAUCCAAGUUUGAGCCAUUGCUUUUAUUCUGGUAAUGUCAACUCCGACCGCAAUUCAUAUGCAGCCCUCAGCCUUUGCAAAGGGUUACAGGGCGCUUUUGGCUACAAAGGGUCGGAAUAUCUGAUAAGCCCCUUUGAGAAUGACACGACUGCAGGAAGCUUAAAAAGCAUCGAAAGAGCCCACGUUAUUCGUGUCAGGAGCGCAUUUCUCCAAACCGACAACUCUACCUCCAGAUGCGGCGUCGGAUCUGGUUUAAAUCGGGCUGUGUUAGAAGCUUUGGAUAAAUAUAAAAACAUAAAAGGACACAUCAAAGCCAACCUGACCGAAACUGUCCUGAAAACCCUCGGUAGAUCAAAGCGGUUCGCUUCUAUACCCAGAUAUGUUGAGAUCCUCAUGGUAGCCGACGACUCCAUGGUUAAAUUCCAUGGCGAUGACCUCAAACACUAUCUCCUGACCCUCAUGUCUGUUGCAGCCAGGCUUUACAAGCACCCCAGCAUCCUUAACUCUAUCAACAUCGCAGUGGUUAAGUUUAUGGUGAUAAGCGAAGAUGACAAGGGGCCAAAGGUAUCCAGUAACGCAGCCCUGACUUUGCGCAAUUUCUGCAACUGGCAGAAAAAGUUAAACAAAGCCAACGACAAACACCCCGAAUACUGGGAUACAGCUAUCCUAUUCACUAAACAGGACCUGUGUGGCGCCACUACCUGUGACACGCUGGGCAUGGCGGACGUGGGGACGAUGUGCGACUCGAAGAGGAGCUGUUCUGUCAUUGAGGAUGAUGGGCUGCCCUCAGCCUUCACGACAGCACAUGAGCUAGGGCACGUCUUCAAUAUGCCCCAUGACAGUGUGAAGGCCUGUGAGGAGGUGUUUGGCAAACUGAAAGACAAUCACAUGAUGUCGCCCACACUGAUUCAGAUCGACCGCUCCAACCCCUGGUCAGCCUGCAGUGCCGCCAUCAUCACAGAUUUUCUAGACAGUGGCCAUGGUGACUGCCUUCUUGAUCAGCCCCAGAAGCCAAUUGCUCUGCCAGACACUCUCCCAGGGUCCAGCUAUAACCUGAACCGACAGUGCGAGCUAGCAUUCGGGACGGGCUCCAAACCCUGCCCCUAUAUGCAGUCCUGCACCAAGCUCUGGUGCACGGGCAAGGCCCGGGGGCAACUGGUGUGCCAAACCCGACACUUCCCCUGGGCCGACGGAACCAGCUGCGGGGACAGAAACUUCUGCUUGAAGGGAGCCUGUGUGGAAAGACAUAACGUGACAAAAUACAAGGUGGACGGCCGCUGGGGAAAGUGGGGCCCCUUUGGUUUUUGCUCUCGAACCUGUGGUGGUGGAGUGCAACUGGCCAAGAGGGAGUGUAACAACCCUGUGCCAGCCAAUGAUGGCAAAUACUGUCAGGGUGUCCGCAUCAAAUACCGCUCCUGCAACUUGGACUUGUGCCCAGAAACAGGUAAAAGUUUCAGAGAAGAGCAGUGCGAAGCCUUCAAUGGGUACAGCCUCAACACUAACCGACUUACCCCCUCUGUGGUCUGGGUCCCCAAAUACUCGGGAGUGUCACCAAAGGACAAAUGUAAACUCAUCUGCAGAGCGAAUGGCACAGGCUACUUCUACGUGCUUGCACCCAAGGUGGUGGAUGGGACCCACUGCAUGCCCGACUCCUCAGCUGUUUGUGUCCAAGGAAAAUGCAUCAAAGCCGGUUGUGAUGGAAAGCUGAGCUCCAACAAGAAGUUUGAUAAGUGUGGCAUGUGUGGUGGGGAUAACAGAAGCUGCAAGAAGGUGUCAGGAUUGUUUACAAAGCCCAGACACGGGUACAACUUUGUUGUGAUGUUGCCAGCUGGAGCUUCGAACAUUGACGUCAGGCAAAGAGGCUACAAGGGGAUGGUCAGCGAUGACAACUACCUGGCUGUGAAGAACGGGCAGGGUAAAUACUUACUGAAUGGACACUACGUGGUCUCGGCGGUGGAGAGAGAUAUCACAGUCAAGGGGAGCUUGCUACGCUACAGUGGGACAACCACAGCGGUGGAGACGCUGCAAGCCUUCAAACCACUCCUAGAACCUUUAACAAUCGAGGUGUUAUCCGUGGGGAAAAUGACGCCCCCUCGGGUCCGAUACUCCUUCUAUCUACCGAAGGAAAUCAAGGAGGAUAAGGGUUAUAAGAAGGACGGGAGGAGCCAUUCACACAACAGCGUGCUGGUGGAUACAAACAGGGUGGAAGGGAGGAAGCCAGAAUAUAAAAGGCCCAUGUAUAAAUGGGCUGUGACCAACUGGGACGAGUGUUCUGUGACUUGUGGAGACGGUUUGCAAAGGAGACUGGUGGAGUGCCACGACGCUAGCGGUAAAUCAGCUGCCAGCUGUGACACCUCAGUGCGGCCGGAGGACUUGCGAAUAUGUGGAGACCCGUGCCCGGUGUGGGAGAUCGGGGAGUGGUCCCCCUGCUCCAAGACUUGUGGGAAAGGGUUUAAAAGACGGGUUUUACGCUGCAAGACACAGACUGGACUACUGCUGCCCAGAGAUCACUGUAAUACCAAGAGGAAGCCACAGGAACUUGACUUUUGCACACUGUGGCCGUGCUAACAAUCCCCCAUCCUCCCCCAUAACGGUGGACGUUUCUUUCUUGCGUCUGGAAUUGGUCAAAUGUAUUGGAUGAUAAAGUGAUGGAGCAGGACGGUUUCUGGUGCAUCAAAGGGGUUAUAUGAAGAAAACAUGUAAAGACAGAGAGAGGUACAAGUUGAUUGAUUUAAACGGAAUGGAGUCGGAACACACACGUCUACCUCUAACAGAAAGCAAACAAACAAGAGUUCAGAAAAAUACUGCCGGAACAGAAAAUACAAUAUUGGGUCGUUCAUAAAAUGGUAACUCAGACUUUUAUAAGGGUCAGUCAUCAUUAAAGUAUACUCAACGGUUUAACGUUUUAUAUAGAAACACAUUUUUAUUUUUUUAAUGGGGUUUAUAAAUAAUGACUCAUUAAGGAAAGAGAAUAAAUAAAUAAAAAUGUGUUGCGUUGAGAUCACAGCAUAAUUAUCUCGUGAUCUCAACAUAAUUAAUUUUUAUUGAGCCACCAUACACUGCAGUGCUACAAAAGGACAAGGAUUUCUUUCAACAUAUGUCCCCUAAAAUCUAUCAAAUGGCAAUAGUUGUUUCAAUUAUUUUAGCAGUAAAUAUGUAUGACUGACAGCAUAAGGAACCCAUCAAAUAUCCAAACAACCCACUUAGGGGAAUGCUUUCUCCUGGAUUACGACAGAAUACAUUUUGAAUGAGUCAAGUUCAGCAUACCACGAGGCAUACUGCUUCUAAAUAGAAAAAAAAAAAGAUCUUGUUAAUAAGAAAGAAAGUACAGUAAAAAAAAAACACAAUACAUGCUACACGAAACUAAUUAAAAACGUCAUAAAAACUAACUUUGUUUAUAAAAAAUAAAAUAAGAUGUUUUAUAAUCGCCACGUAUUCAAUAAUUUACUAAGUAUUUUGUAGUGCUGAAGUGUGAACGCGGCAAACAGUAUGUAUUUAUUUAAAAAAAAAAAGAUUUCUUGGGUUACAAACACCAUCAAUGCAAGAGUGAACCCCUGUUUAUACCCUAUGUACUGAAUGGUUAUCAUUCACUUUCAGACUGUUUACAACCAAGUAGUAAACAAAUACCAUACUACUUCUAAACUUGGUAUGACUAACCGCAGGAUUCAUUUUUAAUCAUUGCACCACUAUCCUUAUAGCGUUUGUUUUUUUUACAUACCAAAUUACAACGACUAUGAUAACUGUGUUAAAUUAUUUCAGCUUCAUGAAAUGCCAAAUAUCUUUAUCCCAAUGGUUGUUUGGUUUUGAUACUAUGCUUUUAUAAGGAUCGCUGUGCCAUAAAUGUUAUCCCAGGGAAGUCUUCAGUUGCACAGCAGUAGUAUAACGUCAGUAACGUUGAAGUACCAAGUCAUACUAUUUUGUAAUGUGUUUUCCCAGAUGUGCCAGAUGUUCCCUUUCAGCUAUCCUUCUGCCUACGGAUUGCAAUGUGAGAUCUCCGUUUAGUGUUACUGGCUUGGAGAUUGGCCUUUUAUUCAAAGCAAAACCACAUUUUGUAUAUGAGAGGGCCAAUUUUUUUAAACAGCAAAACCCAUUUCAAGUCUGUUGGCCACUUCGUGCUGGUAUUGUGGGGAGAUUAUUCACCACAAAGCAAUACAAUACAUGAAGUGUUUCUAACUACACUGUCUUUACAUAGGAACUGUCGAUACACAGCCACGUUGGUAAAUACAAUGCUAUAUACAUAGACUUAAGAUGUUACCUCGAAAUCAAAGGAGACGUGUUUUGGGGCUCAACGAGACAAGUUAUCCGACUCAAGAGCCAAGAGUUGGAAAGUUUGUGGUAAAUAAAAUAAACUUUAUAGGGUUGUCCUUAAUCAGUUAACAUAAAUGAUGUGUUUCCUCUAGUCAAAAAACAUUCCGUGUUUAUUUCUUAAGCUUUUAAGAGCUUAAUAGAAGAAUCACAUUACAAGAGCAUUAAAAACAGCCCGGCGCUCGUCUUCCUGUGAACGAUGGCAUCCUUUGGAUAAAAAGGGGUCAUUGCUUUAUUUCUGAUCCCACAAAAGUACUGCAGAGUGGUCGGCUUAUUUUAUAGAGUCAGGAUUUAAAGGAAUUUGAUAACAUCGACCCUUUUUAUCCAAGUCACUUAUAGUGCCGGAAAUUGCCAUGUUCUUGUAGUGUGUCUUGGCAGCAACAGAAACAUACUGCGUCUGUGGUAACUCACCAUUUUUAUGGUUUCAUUUCCCAUUCCUUGCCAGCAGUGCAGCUGCUACUAUAGAGCCCUGUCUGGUACAUCAUUAAAAACUAAGUUAUUACAAAGAAUAAACGUGGCAAACACAGACAAUGUUAUGCUGUACAUGUAUUUUAAAAGGUUGACCCUUCCCCAUGUAUGUAUGGACUGAAUUCAUUGUUGUGUACCUAUUUAACUGAACUUCCUGUAAUCCUUUACAUCACUUAUUUUGUAUUUGUGUUUUAUUUGUAUUGUUUGUUUUUUUUGGUUCGGAGGGACAACAUCUUCCAUCUAAAAGAUGGUUCCUAUAUUACUUGGAAUUUAAUGUUUUCUUUUGCACUUUUGUACAGCAAAAGACUUGUUAUAUGUUGUACUGGCUGCUCUGUAUACCAUGUAUACACCCAAUCGGCUGUGCACAAAUAAAUAUUGUAAAUAUCAGUUGUUGUUUA